ACUAAAAAAUGUCUGAAAGUCCAUAAACCCGACACGAUCCAAUUGCUCAUUUGUUUAUGUCCUUUUCAAAACAGAAACUAAUCUCAGCCGUCCGAUCCUUCAAUAAUUUGAAACCCUCCUUCCUCUCUUUUUCUCUCUCACUUCACUCAAUUGCUUCACUUUCCUUACUUCAUCAGUCUCAAAUAAAAGCGGGCUUCCGGUUCCAUCAGAUCGGGUCUCUCGGUUCCUGGUCGGUCAUCGAUCCGCUUCUUCUUUUUUGUAGGCGUUAACUUGGGCUAAUUUAUUGAUCGACAAUGGCCGCUGCGAUGGAACUCGACAAAUCUGAGCUUGUUCCUACCGGAUUGAAUUCAGAUCCCGCUUUUAAAUUGGCUGGGCAUGAUGUGGCUUCUGGAAAAGAUGGAAUACCAUCUUACUCAUCUUCAUCGAUUUCCUCUUCAGGGGAUGCUACUUCUAAUAUCAAAGGCGAAGCAGAUGGUAUUUCUAGCAUCAAAGGCGAGGCUGAUAAAGAGUCGGUUGGAGUGCAGAACAUUUAUAAUCCACCUACUAGUAAUUAUAACUAUUACUACCCAGGAUAUAAUGGGCCCUUCCCGCAGUUGGAUGAUCAUGGUUAUUUUCAAGCAGAUGGAUCUCAUGUUGGAAUGCAGUCAGACAAUGGAUCAGUAGUCUAUUAUUUACCAGGCUAUAAUCCAUAUGCUUCUGGGGCACUUAUUGGGGUUGAGGGGCAAAGUAUUGGUCAACAACCAUAUUUUUCUUCCUCUGGAUAUCUUCAGCAUCCUGUUUCAUAUGGAUCAGCAGCUGUGCCUUGUUAUUCAUGGGAUUCAACAUAUGCUGGCGAUGUCUCAAAUGGAAGUGCUGCUUUUGGAAAUGGAAAAUAUGGUUCUGCUAAGUCAAAUGGUUUGAACUCUAUGAAAUCUAAUGGCAAUAUUGGUGGAAAAUCUUCUAAGUCAAAUUAUAUGCAACCAAAUAGACCUUUAAACAAGGUGUCUCCAUUGGGUUCUGAUUUCUCAGCAGGCCUCAUGAAGGGAUACCAUCAUGUAGGAAAUUUUUCUUCAUUUUCUGCUCAUAAACAAGGUCCAUUAUCUCAUAACGGUACUAUGAAUUACAGACAAAACGGAAGGAUGUGGAAUGGAAAUGAUAGAAAUAGACCAAGAGACAAAUUUUAUAAAACCAAUGAUUUUGAAGCCUCAAGUGAACUAACAUGUGGUCCUAGGGCUUCUAACAAAAUUUCUCCUUUGGACUCCUCUGCCAAGGAAGACUUGGCAUUUACAGUAUGUAGGGAUCAGUAUAACCAAGCAGAUUUUAAAACUGAGUAUAAAAAUGCCAAGUUCUAUGUUAUAAAAUCUUACAAUGAAGAUGACAUCCAUAAGAGCAUUAAAUAUGCUGUAUGGGCGAGCACCCCAAAUGGCAAUAAAAAGCUAGAUGCAGCAUUCUGUGAAGCAGAACAGCGAUCAAGUGAAACUGGCACAAAAUGUCCAAUCUUCCUUUUUUUCUCGGUUAAUGGAAGUGGACAGUUUGUUGGGUUAGCUGAGAUGGUUGGGCAGGUAGAUUUCGAGAAGGACAUGGACUUUUGGCAACUUGACAAGUGGAGUGGUUUCUUCCCAGUUAAAUGGCAUGUCAUAAAGGACAUUCCUAACAAUCAACUGCGGCAUAUCAUCCUUGAAAAUAAUGAUAAGAGGCCUGUAACUUUUAGCAGGGACACCCAAGAGAUUGGAUUCGAGCAAGGCUUGGAAAUGUUGAAUAUUUUUAAGGGUUAUUCAUCUAAAGCAUCAUUAUUAGAUGAUUUCAAUUUCUAUGAAAAUCGAGAGACAUCUGUUGUUAGAAAGAGCAAUAAGCUUGCAACUUUGCGGAUGGAAAUAAACAACAAUGGUGAUUUCCCAAAACAUCCAAAAUCAGGAGAAAGAAAACAUGAAGAAGAAUCAUGGACCAAGAAAACUAGUAAUCCUUCAUCUCUGAUCAAUCUUACAAAAAAUCUCUCACUCAAUGGCUACAGCCAGAAGAGUAAUUCAAUAAAGAAACCAAUAGAAAAUUCAAUCCCAGCUGCUGCUUCCCCAUAAACACUCGAGAGCCUUUUGUUUUUCAUUUCUUUACAAUGAUAUUGUUACUUGUUAGAUUUCUCUAGAGGUCUUCCUCUUAUUUUAUCUUCCUUUUUUCUUUUCACCUAUUUAAUGCUUUUAUUAUCAUAUAAUUUCUUUUCAUUUUUUCCCAUCUUUAAGCCAGUUGGUUGGAAGGCUAUGUAUUCUUUAGGUUUUCAGAGUUGUAUAAUUUAUUUUCAAUGGCUCUUUUAGUUGAUUUAGAAGCAAGCUGUGGUAGUGGUUGGCUGGAGAUCAGUUUGUAUCUAUGGUUCACUGUUUCUUGACUGUUUAAAUUUAAUGCUUCCUGAAUCCUUAAAAUGUAAA
Ricinus communis (castor bean) is the source of this 2396-nucleotide messenger RNA. RefSeq names its product YTH domain-containing protein ECT1. Gene Ontology annotation, molecular function: mRNA binding. Gene Ontology annotation, cellular component: cytoplasm. The transcript is spliced from 10 exons. NCBI's taxonomy places the organism in Eukaryota, Viridiplantae, Streptophyta, Magnoliopsida, Malpighiales, Euphorbiaceae. Bases 294 to 2054 code for a protein of 586 amino acids. The record is from RefSeq and is a predicted model, not a curated record. Gene Ontology annotation, biological process: mRNA destabilization.